Octopus sinensis (East Asian common octopus) is the source of this 5797-nucleotide messenger RNA. RefSeq names its product protein MON2 homolog. The transcript has 36 exons. The record is from RefSeq and is a predicted model, not a curated record. NCBI's taxonomy places the organism in Eukaryota, Metazoa, Mollusca, Cephalopoda, Octopoda, Octopodidae. Bases 414 to 5495 code for a protein of 1693 amino acids.
AACGGGGAAACUGCUUGGCGAAGGCCGUAACAACAUGGACGUCUGUGGGAGCAUCUGACAACGCACGCCGAUCGCAUUUUACCGUUCACUCCCUGUCAGAGCUUUCCUUUUCACUGAUAUGAAGACGGUCGGAGUUUUAAAUAACUUAUCUAUUGAUUAACUGAUGAAUUACGACAUUUUAUUGCUUCUGCCCGGAUAUAUUAUCAACACCAGUUAAGAAUUCGUUGCAGUUGUGUGAUCUACGCAAAGGGGUUGGCCUGGCAAUACUUUUUUUUUUUCCUCCACAUAUAUCUCCGUAUAUUGUGUGAUUUGCGCCGCCCUCGGAGAAGGAAAACAAACUGGGAGGCCUGCACAAGUUAAUGGUAUAACUGUCAUCAGAAGGUUUGUUAAGUUAGCCAAGUGAAACUCUUACCAUGUUUCACCAAGGACAUUCUCACGCAUUAGCCCCUAUCUUGGCUAAAAAACUUCUGGACACCUUACAAACAGAUCUUCGGCAGUUGUCUUCUGAGGCCAAAAGAAAAUUCCCCAGUGUUAAAGAGCAUUCUGAGACUGCUCUCCUUAAAGUUCGAACUAUUGUCAAUCGGAAUGAAAAUGAAAUCAUCCCAGGUUUACAAUCUGUCAGUACAGAUUUGGUGCGGCCAUUUAUUAUGGGAUGUGAAACAAAGCAUUCAAAGCUAGUGCAGAUUGGAUUGUCUUCUAUACAAAAACUAAUUUCUCAUGAGGUUGUCGCUCAGCCUGCAGCAGAAAGCAUCAUUAAUAUGCUUUGGUUACUGAUGGAGACUGGAACCGAAGAAUUAAAAGUUCUACAGACAGCUCUGCUUCUUAUUACCACCAAUUCAGUUGUUCAACACGAUCAUUUAGCAAAGGCCCUUGUGUUGUGUUUCCGACUACAUUUCACCAAAGACAGUACAACCAUAAAUACUGCUGCAGCCACCAUCAAACAACUGGUCAACGUUGUGUUUGAGAGAGUGGUCAUUGAGGAUAACCAGUCCACCAAAGAAGUUAAUGGCAAUAUAUCUUUUGAAGAUUUGAAGAUAGGUAGUAAAACACCUCCAAAAUCUUUGCAGCCAUGUGCAGGAGACGCCUACUUGCUCUUUCAGGAUCUGUGCCAACUUGUGAAUGCUGAUCAACCCUACUGGCUCGUUGGAAUGACAGAAAUGACCCGCACGUUCGGGUUGGAACUUCUCGAAUCAGUCCUCACUACAUUCUCUAAUGUCUUCUUACGCCAUCCAGAGUUCAGUUUUAUGUUAAAAGAGCGUGUAUGUCCUUUGGUAAUCAAGCUGUUCUCACCGAGUCUCAAGUACAGACAGGGAGUGCCUCCACCUCCAUCACCUGCUCCUGUUGAAAAGCCUUUUUUUCCCAUUGUGAUGAGACUUCUUCGGAUUGUCUCUGUACUAAUAAAAUAUUACUACCAGCUUCUGGUAACUGAGUGUGAGAUCUUCCUGUCGUUACUUGUGAAAUUUCUUGAACCAGAAAAGCCGAGCUGGCAAAGAUGCCUCACUCUCGAGGUUUUACAUAAACUGACUGUUCAACCGGAAUUACUAAGAUCGUUUUGUGAAAGUUAUGAUAUGAAGCCCCAUUCGACAAAGAUUUUCCGUGAUUUAGUCAAUGCGAUUGGUUCUUUCAUACAGUCAAUGUUCCUAACCAACAUUACUGGAUAUGGAUAUAAUUCACAUGGUGUUUCCAAGGGCCAGGACAUGCAGGGAACACCCCCAGCACUAGUGGGGGGUCUGCCUGUAGGGAGUGGUGUCUCUCCACAGCCAGCUUUCAUGUACCGUGGCAUCUGGAUUCCGUUUAUCCUUACCAUACCCCAGGGACAGACCAAAUCAGUAUUUUUAGAGAUGCUAGAUAAGAUUGAACCGCCACCGAUAUCUGAAGGCUAUGGGCUGUCUCUCGCAUUCCAUUGCCUAAUGGAAAUAGUGAAAAGUGUGCAGUUUCUGAUCGAAGGAGGUGAAGCUGACGAUGGAAAAGAAGAAAUGGUUGAAUGUAAGAAAGCCCCGGCUAAUGCUGUAGAAGGUAGUGAAAUCAAAAAGAAGGAGCAGCAUUUACAUGGAGAAUUAAUCAAUUCAUCCUGGUGUGGAAUGCUAGCUUCUCUUUCCCUGCUUCUUGAUGCAAGUACUGAUGAGAGUGCAACUGAAUCCAUAUUAAAGUCACAACAGAUCUAUGCAAGUCUUUGCGGAAAGAUGUCCCUCAAUACAGCCAGGGAUGCAUUCAUCACAGCACUUUGUAAAGCAUCGUUGCCUCCACAUUAUGCCCUGACGAUACUCAAUACGAACCCAUCUGCUGGGGAUUCAAAUACUGCUGCUUCGCCACCCAAAGUUAACAAGAAUGCAAACCAGGAUGCUCAGUCAGUGGGAAUGGAAGCUGUUGAAAGAAGCCAAGUGGUUGUCGUGGGUACCGCGCUACCUACUGCAUCUCUACCUGUCGGCGCUCACGUUGGUCCUGUCAUGUUGACAGCAAAGAACAUCCAGUGUAUGCGAGCUCUCCUCAGUGUGGCUCACUGUCACGGUGGCAUUUUGGGAACAGCUUGGCAUCUUGUCCUUACAACUCUGCAGCAUUUAGUAUGGAUUUUGGGGUUAAAACCAUCAACUGGUGGCAGUUUAAAAGCUGGACAGCAGAUCAAUGAUGUUUCGAAUGCUGUUAUCACGACAGCCAUCAUGGCAGAUUUACCCGUUCUUUCAGCCAUGUUGUCAAGACUCUUUGAAAGUUCACAGUACCUUGAUGAUGUUGCGUUACACCAUCUCAUUGAUGCCUUAUGCAAACUCUCUUCUGAAUCAAUGGAAUUAGCUUAUUCAAACAGGGAACCCUCCCUGUUUGCUGUAGCUAAACUUCUUGAGACAGGACUUGUCAAUUUAUCCAGAGUUGAAGUUUUAUGGAAGCCAGUGACUGCUCAUCUUUUAGAGGUGUGUCAACAUACGCAUGCAGGUAUGAGGAGCUGGGGAGCUGAAGCUAUAACUUCUUUAGUAAAAGCUGCACUAAAUCACACCUAUGAUCCAUCUUUGCAUAGCAACUUGAAACUUCAGGCUGCAAUUCUGGCACCACUCCAGAAGUUGUCAUCCAUUACUCAUGCUGACAUUCGACAAAAGCAGUUGGACUGUGUCUUCCAGAUUUUGCAUAGUAAUGGAGAUACAUUGCUCCAUGGGUGGCCCUUGGUGUUAGGGGUAAUUGGAGCGCUUAAUAACGAUCAAAGUGAAAAAUUAAUCCAGAAUGCCUUUCAAAGUUUACAGCUGGUUGUAACUGACUUCUUACCUAUUAUUCCCUGCAAAUACUUGCUGGUUUGUGUUGAAGUGGCCUCGAAAUUUGGUCUUCAAAACCAGGAAUUGAAUGUCAGUCUAACUGCAAUUGGUCUUUUGUGGAACAUUGCUGACUAUUUCUACCAGAACCGUAAUAAGAUCCAGCAGGAGUUGGGUGGAGACUCUGGACAAUCGGAGGACCAGCCCAAUGCCGCCAUGCUACCGUUUGAUAGUCUAUGGAUGUGUCUCUUCUCUAAGCUUGGCGAACUGUGUGUUGACCAACGGCCAGCUACACGGAAAAGUGCUGGACAAACAUUAUUUUCAACCCUUUCCGCUCAUGGCAGUUUGCUUCAGAAAGAUACAUGGAAAAAAGUACUUUGGCAAGUUCUCUUCCCUUUGCUGGGAGAUGUGCAAAAACUUUCCAGUCGAGCGUCCACAUGCAAGGAGGAGUCAUCUACUGGUAAUAUCCUGAUCCACCACUCGCGAGAUACCGCAGAAAAGCAGUGGGCUGAAACCCGGGUCCUUACUUUAGCUGGAGUAGCACGCACCUUUAACUCAAAGCGAUCGAUUUUGCAAACAAUAGGUGAUUUUCCUCGUGCUUGGUCUCUUCUUCUGGAACACAUUGAAUAUUCGGCUCUUUGCCCGAACGCAGAGGUAUCUCUUGCUGCUCUGAAGAGUUUUCAAGAAAUCAUGCAAAUCAACCGGGAUUCGAAAGAGAAAACCGAGGACACUCGUGGUGGUCGUGGCAAUGUGAUACCCCCCAGUGAAGAGGUGAUGUGCCGAUCUGAAGACGAGACUCUCACUGCUUCCAAACUAUCUCAAAACGAAGGAUCAAAAAGUGAUAACGACCUAACUCUUUGGUCAACUGCCUGGCGUGUGUGGCUGAAUAUUGGAACAUUAUCUACAAAGGCACCAACUGGCAAAAGUCAGAAGCUGUAUAUUCCUUCUCAGUCCUUCCUCACGGCUCUUGUCCACACAUUUCCAUCUUUGUUUCACCAUAUUAAAUCCCGUUUUGUGGCUGCUGAUCUGCAAAAGCUCUCAACUGUUCUGCGCAGUGCUUUGUCAGUACCAGUCCAUGGUGACUUUUCCCCCUUCAUUAUACCAACAUACCCAGAGUUAACGAUUACCCCUUUGCAAGAAUCAACUCUCAAUGCCGUCCAAGUUCUAAUUAAGGCAAUAAAAACCGGCUCAGAUGCGAUGCAGAACAUGUACCCUGAUCUGUUUGAUCAGCUUCUUAUUUAUAUCGAAUAUGGUGUAAGACCCCCAAAAUAUGGAGACAUUGAAACUAAAAAUUUCGGAUCUGUUAAAGGCCCUCAAGUUGACUGGAUAACAAUGAAUUUUGUACCAUUUUCUGAGAAGACAAUUGAACUGGUCAUUGAAUUAUAUCGGAACACUGCCAAACACCCGGCUGUCAUACAAGCCCAUGUUCUUCAACAUAUAAUAAAGGCAUUCAGAUUACCUCUUGGACUCAAGUAUGGCUGCCCAUCACCAACCACCUGGAUGCUGUCUAUAAAUGCUCUCCUUACAAUUCUUAACAUUGGUUUACCAGUCGCUAGAAAACACGAAGCUGACUUUCAAGACAUGUGGCCAGAGUUGGCAUUAACUCUUGAAGAUUUCCUUUUCUCGAAAAACCCCUCUCUUCCUACUCUGUCAAUAGAAGAUUUCCAAAGAGAUGAAACGGUCGAUUGCAAGGUUGUUCAAGUCAUUAGAGAUGACGUUCUUCCGUUCGCUGGAACAAUGCCCAAAGAUUUUGUCAUGAAGAUCAUGGAUAUUCUUAAUAAAGGUUCCAUCCACUCAGCUACUUCUGAUUCCUUUAUCGACACCGAAUCCAGUCGCAAACUCAGGGAGGAGUUCGCGAAGGCUUGCUUUGAAACUCUGCUGCAGUUUUCUUUCAUUACUCGCACUGCUAACGAAGGCUCACUAACUAAGAUGGCCGUACAGUCCCUGUUGCAACGAUGUCAAGAAGUCGUGAAAAACUAUGUUGAAGAUGAACGUCUCAGUGGAAAGUGUCCUUUACCAAGACCCCGUUUAGCUGAAAUUGCUUCUGUUCUGAAGGCCAUAACGACUUUGCUAUUAAGUCUAAAGAAAGCUUCCCCAAACAAUGUGGAACCCAGUGUCUGGCAGCAGGUGAUACAGCUUUAUCCUUCCCUUGUGGAAUGCACCACCUCUUCUUCACCACAAGUGUGCAAAGCCCUCAAAGAAGCCCUUCAUGAAUACAAAGAUCUAUUAUCAUCACCAGGCCAUCAAAACGUACCCUGUUGAUAUGCUAUUGUGUGUGUACAUUGCUGAAGUAAGCAAACAAACUAAGAAACUAACAAGCAAGCAGUACUUCUCAGUCUGCUUCAGUUAUGGAAAUAAACUAAAAAAAAAUAAACUAGAAUAAAAAUUAAAAUAAAAUCUGGUACUAUGAAGGGUAUAUUGUAAACAUAGUUGAAUCAAUGAUUAAUGAACAAAAAAAGCCUGUUGAUUGUUAAGAGUAGACAAAAACUGAUGUGGGAAUACAUCAGGGAAAUAAAGGGAUUAACUGUAUUGAUUGCAUGGGAUUUGCAUACAGCUAUAUAAGA